CCCCGCCCGCUGACGUCACGCCGCGGUGAAGAUGGCGGCGGGCCCGGGUCGGGAGCUGUGAGUGCCCCGGGCCCGCCAACAUGAGCUGCUCGGCGGACGCCGUGAAGGACAAGCUGCUGUGGAACGUGAAGAAGGAGGUAAAGCAGAUCAUGGAAGAAGCUGUCACCCGGAAAUUUGUACAUGAAGACAGCAGUCACAUCAUCGCCUUAUGUGGUGUGGUGGAGGCGUGUCUCCUGCACAUGCUGAAGCGCAGGGCUGCUGGCUUCCUGCGCACCGACAAGGUGGCCGCACUCUUCACCAAGGUGGGCAAGACCUGUGCCAUAGCUGGAGACGUGUGCAAGAAGGUGCAGGAGCUGCAGCAGCAGAUAGAGAGCAGGAAAAAUCAGCCAAAUGGGCAGGAACCCCUCAAAAGGCAGGGCUCAACCACAAGCAAAACACCUGUCCUGACACCUCAGGCCAUCAAGCACAUCUGGGUUCGGACAGCCUUGAUUGAGAAGGUGUUGGACAAGAUUGUGCAGUACAUUGUUGAUAACUGCAGUAAAUACUACGAAAAGGAAGCUUUACUGGCAGAUCCUGUUUGUGGCCCAAUACUGGCUUCUCUGCUAGUUGGACCUUGUGCUCUGGAGUACACCAAGCUAAAGACAGCUGACCACUACUGGACAGACCCUUCAGCCGACGAGCUGGUGCAGCGGCACCGGAUCCACGGCACACACGGCCGCCAGGACUCCCCCUCCAAGCGCCCAGCCCUGGGAAUCCGGAAGCGCCAUUCCAGUGGCAGCACGUCAGAAGAUCGCUUUGCUGCUUCGGCGCGGGAGUACGUGGAGUCCCUGCACCAGAAUUCCCGGACACACCUUCUCUACGGCAAAAACAACGUCCUGGUGCAGCCAAAAGAUGACUUGGAGGCAAUUCCUGGGUAUCUUUCCCUUCAUCAAUCAGCUGAUAGUUUGACAUUGAAAUGGACUCCAAACCAGCUGAUGAAUGGAGCCCUUGGAGAUUCGGAACUGGAGAAAAGUGUUUACUGGGACUACGCAUUGAUUGUGCCACUGAGCCAGAUUGUCUGCAUCCACUGCCAUCAGCAACCAGAAAGCAGAUGGACAUUAGUGCUGGUGAGUCAGGAUGGGACUCAGAGGCCUCCACUGCACUUCCCCCAAGGAGGGCACCUCCUCGCCUUCCUGUCCUGUCUGGAAAAUGGGCUCCUACCCCGUGGCCAGCUGGAGCCCCCACUGUGGUCCCAGCAGGGCAAGGGCAAGGUGUUUCCAAAGCUUCGAAAACGGAACAGCAACAAGUCAGUGGACCUGGAGGAGAUGCCAGCUGAGGACACAUCCACAGACUAUGUCUUCAGAAUUAUCUAUCCUGGACACAAGCAUGAUAACAUAACUAUUAACUACCACCACUUAGCUGCCAGCCGCUCUACCUCUGUUGACGAUGAUGAGGAGGAGGAAGAUAAGCUACACGCAAUGCUAUCAAUGAUCUGCUCUCGGAACCUCACAGCUCCUAAUAGGAUGAAAGACACCAGUGAGAUGAUAGAGAUGCAAGGCUUUGGGGCAAACCUGCUGUCAUGGCAGCUGGAGCACUGCAGCCAGGGCUCCUCCUGUGUCUCCUGUUCCAUGGGCAGCUCUCCCUAUGACAUUCCCAGCUGCUGCAACUGCAUCCACGACCGAACUCCACUAAAGAUGUUGUGUGAAAGCAUGAAGAGGCAGAUCAUUUCAAGAGCUUUUUAUGGAUGGCUGGCUCACUGCCGACACCUGUCCACGGUGCGCACGCACCUCUCGGCGCUGGUCAACCACAGCAUCGUGCCCCCCGCCAGCCCCGCCAGCACCGCCGCCGGCCUCACCACGGAGGUGUGGAGCAAGUACCAGAAGGACAAGAAGAACUACAAGGAACUGGAAUUACUAAGAAGAGUUUACUAUGGUGGGGUCCAGCAUGAGAUUCGAAAGGAAGUGUGGCCAUUCUUGUUAGGUCACUACAAAUUUGGCAUGGCCAAGAAGGAGAUGGACCAGGUGGAUGCAGACAUUGCUCUGAGGUACCAGAAGGUGAUGGCUGAGUGGAAGGCCUGUGAGGUCAUUGUGAAGCAGCGAGAGAAGGAGUCACAUUCAGCCACGCUGGCCAAGUUUUCGUCGGGCAGCAGCAUUGACAGCCACGUCCAGCGGCUCAUCCACAGGGACUCCACCAUCAGCAAUGAUGUGUUCAUAUCUGUGGAUGAAACAGACUCAGUGGAGCAGGAGCCCAAGGGCCAGGAGGACCCCACGCUGACAGCAGUGCCAGCCCCCGUGGCCGUGGAGUUCGACUCGCCCGACUCGGGGCUGCCGUCCUCCAGGAACUACUCGGUGGCCUCGGGCAUCCUGUCCAGCAUUGACGACGGGCAGAGCGGCUCCUUCGAGGAUGGGGCUGAGGAAGAAGCCGGACCUGAGGCAGGAAGGACUGAGCCAGGCACACCCCGUGUGCAGAGAGCCAAGCCAGGGGUGCUGCAGUCGCAGGACUCCACCUCAGAGGAGCAGCUGUGUUCCCAGGGGGAUUAUUUAGUGGAUGUCGCCUCUGUCUGCGCUGCAUCCUACACAAUAGAGUUAUUGGACACUGUUGCCUUAAAUUUGCACAGAAUUGAUAAAGAUGUCCAGAGAUGUGACCGGAAUUACUGGUAUUUUACUGCUGAGAACCUGGAGAAGCUCCGAAAUGUCAUGUGCAGCUAUGUCUGGGAGCACCUAGAAGUUGGUUAUGUCCAAGGAAUGUGUGACCUCCUGGCUCCUUUGAUGGUUAUUCUUGACAAUGAUCAGCUGGCCUACAGCUGCUUCAGCCACCUGAUGAAGAGGAUGAGCCAGAACUUCCCCAAUGGAGGUGCUAUGGACAUGCACUUUGCCAACAUGCGCUCCCUUAUCCAGAUUCUGGACUCGGAACUUUUUGAAUUGAUGCACCAGAAUGGAGAUUACACUCAUUUUUACUUCUGCUAUCGCUGGUUCCUGCUUGACUUUAAAAGAGAAUUGUUGUACGAGGAUGUAUUUACAGUGUGGGAAGUUAUUUGGGCAGCAAAGCACAUCUCUUCAGAACAUUUUGUCCUUUUCAUUGCCUUAGCACUUGUGGAAGUUUAUCGAGAGAUUAUCCGUGAUAACAACAUGGACUUCACUGAUAUCAUCAAGUUUUUUAAUGAAAUGGCUGAGCACCACGAUGCUGCGGAGAUCCUGAGGAUAGCCAGAGACCUUGUCUACAAAGUGCAGACACUGAUUGAGAACAAGUGACCAUGGACAGGCUGUCAGCCACUGGAUGGAGCAUUCCUUGCACUGUAAUUCCAAAUGGUGUUUCAAUUGCAUCUUCCAUGUAAUGUAAUAAAUAGUGAGGAGAUGGUAACAGACUUUUAAAACUCAAACUUUCCCUUCACCAGAUGAGAUUGGUGUUUGAUAGUCCUUGUUACACUCACUUUGUAUUUCCAGACAAAACCUUUUUGCAUUCUCUAUUUCCCUCUCUAGAAGACAUCUGUCUACAUCUUUGUGAUGUUGAAAGGGGGGAUUUGACAAACAGCAACAUUUCUAUUUUGACUUACUGCACCUGUAAAGCCUGGAUGCACCUUGUGUGCUCUGCCAGAAGCUGCCAUGGAGGCAAGGUUGCCAGCACUGGACUGGGUCCUUGGAGGAGCACGGUCCUGGACUCACUGUCUUUGCCUUGAACAUGGAAGAGAAUGUGUCUGAGCUCAUGUUGCUAAAACAUUUGGGUUUGUAUUUAGCAGUGACUAAAGCUGAUAAUGUUCCUGCUGGGAGAAUGGCCUUAACCUAAAUGCCACAGGUCAUGGGAGCAGUGAUGGAGCUCAUGAGCUAAAACACCAGUUUGGCCUUGGCUGACUGGCUCACACUGCUCAGUCUUCAUGGCCCACACAGCCUUGCCUUUGUUUUGCUUUGCAAACUGACCCUGUGACCACUGCCAGCUUCCAGACCCUGCUCCGUGUUGCUCAGGUGAGCAGCUCCAGCCCAUGGACAGGACCCUGCUCACACUGGCAGCUCCUGCUCCUUGUGCUGUGCAGAGCCAUGGAUUCACAUCCCAUGGGAAGCAGAUGGCAGCACCCAGCCUCCCCCAGAUCCCUCAUUUCACCCUCCUCCUCCUCCUCCCUGCCCUGCAGAGCUUUCAGGGGCGUGUCUCCAUGAGGUCCCACAAACCAGGAUCUCUGCAAGCAGGAUCAGCCCCUGCCAGGUGAGGGAGCUGGAAUUGCUGGAGGGCUCUGAGUUGCUGCUGCAGCCCCUGCUCAGCUGUGGAGCCCUCAGUGAGCCCCUGGACGGUCUGUGGUGGGGCUGGGGGGAACAGGGCUCCCACCAGCACUGCUGGGCUCUGCUGGGGCUGCUGGCCUCCUCUGCACUGCAUGGGGUAGGACUCUCACCUCUGCUCUACUUGCUCUCCCCAGGUGCCUGUUGCUGCUAAGUGAAAGUGUAUCUCUGGGCCAGACAGAGGGAGGGAGGAUGGAGGUUCUUCUUGCUCAUGGAGUCAACUGCAGAUUCCACAGAUACUUAUGACCCAUGCUCCCGGCACAGAAAGUCCCACAGCCCCUGCUCCCAUCCCUGCUCCAAUCCCUGCUCCCAUCCCUGCUCCCAUCCCUGCUCCCAUCCCUGCUCCAAUCCCUGCUCCAAUCCCUGCUCCAAUCCCUGCUCCCAUCCCUGCUCCCAUCCCUGCUCCCAUCCCUGCUCCCAUCCCUGCUCCAAUCCCUGCUCCAAUCCCUGCUCCCAUCCCUGCUCCCGGCUCUGAGCCCGUCCCCAGUCCCAGCAGUGCCCAACCUCUGCAGCCCCACGGCUGCUCUGCAGUUCCAGAAGUGCUCCAGGUGUGUCUGUCGGUUCACUUGAAAACUCAAAAAGUAUUUUUUAAAAGAAUGAGAAGAGUGAGAAAAACCUGCACCUCCCAGAGCCUGGGGAGUGAUGGAUGUACAGAUAAUACUGCACUAUUUUCCUUUGGUAUGUUGGGAAUGUUCUGUACAGCUGUUUCACACAAACCCAAUCAGUGAACUUUGCUGUAUUUGUUAGAACAUUCUGUCUGAUUGGAUUUUAUCAAUGUUGUGUAUUAUUUAUUUUUGUUGGGAGCAGACUCUUCUCUUUAUUGCUCAAUUAUUUAUGUUUAAAUGUAACUUAUGAAUAAAUAUUUAUCGUCAAGGCAUCCCGUGGAGCUCUUUGGGAGCAAUUUCUCUCCCCACAAGGUGAUUCCAGCAAUGGAACAGGGAUGAGGCUGUCUGGGAGGAUAGGGAAAGAUGUAAUUAAUGUUUCUCUGAUGAGCUGCAUGGGCUGUAGUGCUAAAGGCAAUAAAUAGGUCACCAUUAAGUAGA
Molecule: messenger RNA, 5287 nt
Organism: Parus major (Great Tit)
Lineage: Eukaryota; Metazoa; Chordata; Aves; Passeriformes; Paridae
Gene: SGSM2
Product: small G protein signaling modulator 2
Exons: 24
Coding region: 81-3230 (1049 amino acids)
Molecular function (GO): GTPase activator activity
Source: RefSeq, a predicted model, not a curated record